This is a messenger RNA of Tripterygium wilfordii, 3657 nucleotides long. Its product is annotated as homeobox-leucine zipper protein ANTHOCYANINLESS 2-like. The transcript has 9 exons. Gene Ontology annotation, molecular function: DNA-binding transcription factor activity, RNA polymerase II-specific; DNA binding; lipid binding. Gene Ontology annotation, biological process: regulation of DNA-templated transcription. NCBI's taxonomy places the organism in Eukaryota, Viridiplantae, Streptophyta, Magnoliopsida, Celastrales, Celastraceae. The record is from RefSeq and is a predicted model, not a curated record. Bases 704 to 3094 code for a protein of 796 amino acids.
UAUGUUGAGUUUAUCUACCCUUUUUCUUUUUGUUUUCCUUCUCCUUCAUCUUCUCUCUUAUUUUACUUUUUUGUUUUUCUUUAAUUUUUUCUGUGUGGGCUUUAUGAAGCUCAAUAUAGUCCAGAAAACAUGCAUGGGAUGAGAUGACAAUACUUACCCAAAACCAGGGUUUCCUUCCCUUUCUCUCUUUCUUUCUUACUUCAAGUUUGUGAUUGAAGUCGCUCUUGGGUCUCUCAUAAAAGCUAAAGGCUUUCUCUCUCUCUGAGAGUUAGUGAGAGAGAAGUAGAGAGAGAGAGGGAUAGAGAACGAAGUGCUAAGCAGCAGAAGUUGCGGAUUUGCUUGCCUUCUUUCUCUUUCUAUCUCUCUUCAGUCAAAAAAAAAAAAAGACUCAUCUGAAGAGAGGGAGUUGGAGACAUUUGGAUACCCAUACCCGUAUAUCCUUUUGUCUCCUCUGUCCUCUCUAUCUGUGUUUUUUUUCCCCCUUUAAUUCCUUGGUUUUUAAGUUCAAUACUGUUUUUGAAAUACCCAGUUGCGCACAUCUAGGUUUUGGAUUCUGGGUUUUUGGUUUUCUUUUCUGAGUAAUAAGGGGGAAUCGGUGAAUGGGAUUGUAGUGUUUGUUUCGGGACUAUUUCAUGAAUUUUGGGGUUUUCUUGAUAGCCGUAGCAGUUACAGUGGUCGUGGCGCUGAGAGAUUCGUGACUGAUAUGCUUUACAAAACCAACACAAACAGUAUGCCCACUGGAGCAAUCGCGCAACCACGCUUUAUGAUUCACUCUCCCAACAAAUCCAUGUUCAACUCUCCAGGCCUCUCUCUCGCUCUGCAGCAACCAAACAGUGAUGGACUUAUUGAAAGACCGAGAAUGAUGGACAACUUCGAGGGGAAUAACAGUUUGGGUAGGAGGAGCCGAGAAGAGGAACACGAGAUGAGCAGAUCUGGGAGUGAUAACGUGGAUGGUGUCUCCGGUGAUGAUCAAGACGCCGCCGACAAGCCUCCAAGGAAGAAACGUUAUCACCGACACACUCCCCAACAAAUCCAAGAACUCGAAGCUCUGUUCAAAGAGUGCCCUCAUCCUGAUGAGAAACAGCGUCUUGAGCUUAGCAGAAGGUUACGUUUGGAGACCAGGCAAGUCAAGUUCUGGUUCCAAAAUCGCCGAACCCAAAUGAAGACCCAAUUGGAGAGGCACGAGAAUUCGCUACUGAGACAAGAGAACGAUAAGCUCCGAGCCGAGAACAUGUCAAUCAGAGACGCUAUGAGAAACCCAAUUUGUACAAACUGUGGUGGUCCAGCCGUAAUCGGUGAAAUCUCAAUCGAAGAGCAGCACCUAAGGAUCGAGAAUGCUCGCUUAAAGGACGAAUUGGAUCGUGUUUGCGGGCUUGCGGGCAAGUUCUUGGGGAGACCAGUUUCAUCACUGGCUUCAUCAAUGGCAUCCCUAAUGCCAAACUCGAGUUUGGAACUCGGAGUGGGAGUGGGUAGCAAUGGAUUUGGUGGGUUGAGUAGUACUACUGUGGCUACAACACUCCCUUUGGGGCCUGAUUUUGGGACUGGGAUUUCGAAUAGUGCUUUGGCUGUUGUCCCCCAAUCGAGAACAGAUGUGACCGGGCUCGAUCGAUCCGUGGAGAGAUCGAUGGUUCUGGAACUUGCCUUAGCUGCCAUGGAUGAAUUGGUCAAGAUGGCACAAACUGAUGAGCCUCUAUGGAUCAGGAGUGUUGAAGGAGGAAAAGAAAUGUUGAAUCAAGAGGAGUAUAUGAGGUCUUUCACUCCUUGCAUUGGAUUGAAACCAAAUGGGUUUGUCACUGAAGCUUCUAGAGAGACUGGUGUGGUUAUCAUCAACAGUUUGGCCCUUGUAGAGACUUUGAUGGACUCGAAUCGCUGGGCGGAGAUGUUCCCAUGUUUGAUAGCCAGAACUUCUACUACUGAUGUGAUUUCCAGUGGCAUGGGAGGCACAAGAAACGGUGCACUUCAGCUGAUGCAAGCGGAGCUGCAAGUGCUUUCACCACUGGUGCCGGUGCGGGAGGUGAACUUCCUGCGGUUCUGUAAACAACUGGCAGAAGGUGUGUGGGCGGUGGUGGAUGUGUCAAAUGACUCAAUCAGUGAAACUUCUUGCGCACCAACGUUUUUGAACUGCAGGAGACUGCCUUCUGGUUGUGUGGUGCAAGAUAUGCCAAAUGGCUACUCCAAGGUUACAUGGGUUGAACAUGCAGAAUACGACGAAAGUCAAGUUCACCAGCUCUACCGACACCUAGUUGGUUCCGGCAUGGGAUUUGGUGCCCAGCGUUGGGUAGCUACCCUUCAAAGACAAUGCGAAUGCCUUGCCAUCCUCAUGUCCUCUAAUGUCUCCUCUAGAGACCAUACUGCCAUAACACCGGGCGGUAGGCGAAGCAUGUUGAAGCUAGCGCAGCGAAUGACAGAUAAUUUCUUUGCGGGGGUUUGUGCAUCAACCGUCCACAAGUGGAACAAGCUCAAUGCUGGUAAUGUUGAUGAAGAUGUCCGGGUCAUGACCCGAAAGAGUGUGGAUGAUCCAGGUGUGUUGAGUGCUGCCACCUCAGUCUGGCUGCCUGUUUCUCCACAGAGACUCUUCGACUUUCUCCGUGAUGAACGGCUCAGAAGUGAAUGGGAUAUUCUAUCCAACGGGGGUCCUAUGCAGGAGAUGGCCCACAUUGCCAAGGGCCAAGAUCACGGCAACUGCGUAUCCCUUCUUCGUGCCAACGCUAUGAACUCGAACCAGAGUAGCAUGCUGAUACUGCAGGAGACGUGCAUAGACGCGGCGGGAUCGCUUGUAGUGUACGCGCCCGUUGACAUUCCUGCCAUGCACGUGGUCAUGAACGGUGGAGAUUCUGCUUACGUCGCACUCCUCCCCUCGGGUUUCGCGAUCGUACCGGAUGGGCCUGGUUCUCGUGGGCCCACGCCAACUCAGAAUGGGCUGGCCAAUGGUGGGCCACCAAGAGUGAGCGGGUCCCUCCUCACUGUGGGUUUCCAGAUAUUGGUGAAUACUCUGCCUACCGCCAAGCUGACGGUGGAGUCGGUGGAGACAGUUAACAACCUCAUCUCGUGCACUGUCCAAAAGAUCAAAGCUGCUCUUCAGUGCGAGAGUUAGAUCAUGUCACGUGAUCUUCUUGAAGAAGUGGAACUUUCCUUUAUUUUUUUUUUGGUAUGGUGAAGUUAUUAUGAAGUAGGUUAGGUGUACGCUUGCAGCCGUGUGUGGGGGGUGGUGCAGUGAGGGGUAUGAAGGGGGUGGGCGUGGUCGGUGAUGAGUUAUUGCUGUGGGGGUGUAGAGUCAAGAACGAACCGCGCUCAUGGAGACUGGACUGCUGGUGUACUGUGAUAAGUUUGAAGCCGACAAUGACCGACUCUCGGAUCAUAUAUUGAUGCUUAAAUUUGACACAGUUGCCAGGGUGGUGGUUCGGGUAUUGACUCAGGUCAAUCCCUCUACAGCUGCCUCCGGAAGGUUAAAAUCAGAAUCAGAACGUGAAAAUGGAGAGAAAAAAAACUUUAAACGGUUGCUUUUUGUUAUUCGUAUUUUGACUGAUCGAAGAAUUGAAUUUACGUUGUAUGUUGGUCAUUUGACUAUUGUGUCUAAAGACUAAAGGUGUCUGUCUGUAAAGACGAAUCUCUUUAUCUUCUCUUGCGGUAAAAUCUAAUAGUCUUUUGAGUUUACUA